Oncorhynchus kisutch (coho salmon) is the source of this 2938-nucleotide messenger RNA. RefSeq lists its product as uncharacterized. Lineage: Eukaryota; Metazoa; Chordata; Actinopteri; Salmoniformes; Salmonidae. The record is from RefSeq and is a predicted model, not a curated record. The transcript has 7 exons. Bases 467 to 1723 code for a protein of 418 amino acids.
UAUAAAUUACAACCUGGGGGAAGAUACCACCAGUCCGGUCCCUUACACGCCUUUCUUGUGACGUAUUUUGCGCGGCCAUAAAAUGGUGACCUAUUGUGACGUAACCAAGCAUCAAUUCGCUACAUGAACUGUGUUCAGCUUUGAUAUCAACAGUACAAUCUCUUUAUUCAAUCAGCUUGUUUCAGCUAAUCUUUUGCCUCAUAGUCUGCCCUAGCUGACGCUGUGCAGAGAAUACUACGAUUGGAAACGGUUGGUUAGACCCGUUCGCACUGCACAAGGUGAUUUGGAGUUUAGAAUGUCUGGUAGGCUCUUACAUUCUUUGGGGAGGUCCCAAAUGGCACCCUGUAGUGUAGUACUUUUGACCUGUGUCCAGUGGGCUCAGAUCAAAAUAAGUGCACAAGUCAAAGUAAGUGCGCUAUAUAGGGAAUGGCGUGCCAUUUGUCUGUGUGUGUGUGUGUGUUAGGAUAUGUUUUGUGCCAAUCAAUUGAUGAAAAUGUAUCCCUCAGAAAACAAGAUGGAUCGUAGUGAUGAGAGAAUCAGAAGAGCUUUAAGGCGCCGCCCUUAUGUGUUGAAUCCAGUGAGGGUGAACUCCCCUGAUUCUGUGAUGUGGCCAACCGGUAAGGUGCACAGAAGACCAAGGCCUUCUGGAAGGGUGACUCGGCUGAUGGAGAGAAAUUAUGAUGGGGUGAUCUCAUCCUCCAACUCUGAUGACAUCUCUAUCUACUCCUUCACUGACUGUGAAUCUGAGAUUAUUGUGGCCAAGCCCAACAUCCUUCUCCCUGCCUCUGUGAGUGCCCUGAAGAAGGCAUCACGCCUGAUGGAGUUGGUCCCUACUGUCCGGCCCUGCAGGGAGCAGCUGGACAAGAAGACACAGUGGACCAACACCAACGAGGAGAGCCUGAGGAGGAUUAAAAAAAAACUGGCCUCCAUAGAGCUCGACCUGGAGGAAGGCCUGAACAAGGUCAACGACGGUCAGGACAUCAACCAAGAGAGGCAGAAGAAUGAGGGAUGCUUCAGAGCCUGGAUUGAGAAGUGGAUGGGGAAGAGGAAGAGGAAGGAGGAAAGACUGAGGGAUGAAGAUGUGAAUAGGGAAGAUAAAGGGAGGAUGGGCGAGGAAGUGAGGGCACUGAUCCAAGUGAUGAAGAGAAACUGCAGUGAAAGUGAUCUUGAGGCAGUAAACCUGGACAGUUGGCUGAAUGACUUGGAAAGGUUGAAAGUGGCCUUCAAGAAAUGCACUGGAGAGAUGGCCGAAAUGAGCCCAGGGAAAGUCUCUGGUCCUGUGUCUGGCCUCUCUCCUCUUGUGACCUCAGCACCCCGGACCCUGGCUGAAGCCCUACAAGCCCUGCCCUCUGCUGUGGCCCGUCCCUCCCAAAAGGAUGUCCCAAAGCCUCCGACACCUCCAAGCCCUGUCUCUGUCAUUGUUGCUUCGCCUGCUGUGGAGUACUUACCAUACCACCGCAGCCCUCGCCUGGCCCCAAUCACCAACCUGAGUGAGAACGGCAGGAAGCUGCUCCAGAAAAUGUCAGGAGUGACGCCACAGGAAAGGAAGGUCAAAAGGAAAAAGACCAAGGGAAAAAAGCAAGUGAAGAAAGAGAAGGCCAGUAAGAUGCAGCAGGUGGAAAAUGUUGGAGAAACUAAGGAGGACAAGAAAGAUGAAAAGAAGAGUCUGAGGAAGAGGUUUCUCCAGUGGCUGCUGCCCAAACUGAGAUGUUCGAAGAAAUAAUGGCCAACUACUACUACAACACACACACACACACACACACACACACACACACAUACUAUUGAUAUUGGUCUCAUUGUUAUAUUUUGAGAUAUGCACCAUUCUUAAAAAAAUAAAAAAGACCCAAUAAUUAUAUUGGUUCCCAUACAGCCUACUAGGGUAGCGUAUGAUAAUGGGUUGGAUUUACAUAGCGUGUAGUUAUCAGGCUUGAAAAUAUAGCCAGGAGAUGCAGGGUCAACACCCCUACUCAUGUCAUAAGUGCCAUGAGAUGUUUAGUGACCACAGAGAGAUAGGACCUCUGUGUGCACAGUCUCAUCCGAAGGACAGCACCGGCCGCAGGGCAGUGUCUGGCAUUGGGGUCUUAGGUCUUCUUUGGCCAAAGGGAAGUGAAGAGGGCCAGUAUGAGAGAGCACAAACUUUCUUAGCAGAUAAUGAUAACAUGACAACAGUAGCUGUAGAUGAUGUAAUGAAAAGUUGGAGGGUGGUUGGUAAUGGAGAACAUCGGGUGGAUCCACGUCUGGGUGUUGGGCAGGACCCUUAGCUCCUGGAGAACAGGAGUAGAGUUAAAGGGAACAGGGUAGGCGACAGAGACGUAAACACUCCGGUAGCUCUCCUUCUGUUUCUCCUGCGCCUUGUCCAUGUUCUGUCUCACCUUGAUUGAUGACAGGAAUACAUGCAAUUAUAUUUCAUAUUACAAAUAUAUUUCUUACAUAUCUCUUGGAGGGACAGAAAAUACAUUAACAGAGGACAAUCAUUUUUACCUGGUCAAAAACCUCCACGUCCUUCUCAGUCUGUGCUUGAAGAUAGUACUCAAAGGCGUUCUGAUCUGGUUCGACAACUUCCACCACAUCAGGUGGGGUUUCAGUGAUCUGAAAGCACGUUAUGCAAAAAUAGCAAUAGACAAACACUAAGUCAAUCCCAAUUUUGAAAGACUACAGUAUAUGCAAUAAUUGUAUAUACAAUUGCAUUGUUUACCUCAGUCAACAGCUGCGGCUCCCGUCCAUACUCAGCCUGGAUGCUGCUGUUGUGUGCAAAGAGAAUUACCUUCAGGUUGUUCUCCCACCCUUCCUGAUACCAAUCAAGGGACUUGCCCAUGGCUGUCUUGAGGGUCUGGUUGGUCCAUUUACUAAGGGUUUUGAAAAACGUUGUUUUAAUCUAGGUUGUAUAAAUCAAGAGUACCAAGAGAUUUGUCGACUGUAUGGGUAAAAAAACACAAAG